Molecule: messenger RNA, 951 nt
Organism: Populus nigra (black poplar)
Lineage: Eukaryota; Viridiplantae; Streptophyta; Magnoliopsida; Malpighiales; Salicaceae
Exons: 9
Coding region: 1-951 (316 amino acids)
Biological process (GO): negative regulation of translation; mRNA catabolic process
Cellular component (GO): P-body; CCR4-NOT complex; CCR4-NOT core complex
Source: RefSeq, a predicted model, not a curated record
AUGUAUAGGUGGCCGGAAUUGCAGUUCGGAAGCUGGAACCCGUCCGAGGCCGCUUAUAGAGCCCGAGAAACGGCUUCAGUGGUUCAGUUGAUUGAAGCCCUUAAUAAUGACGCAACCCGUGAACGUGCCAUUCAUCUCCUUUCAAAGAAUAGGGCUAUUCGUGAAGAGAUGGCGCCUUUGUUAUGGUACUCUGUUGGUACGAUCUCUAUACUUCUACAGGAAAUAAUUUCAGUAUACCAUUCGCUGCAUUCCCCAAUCCCAACGCUUACUGAUAGAGUUUCAAAUCGGGUUUGUGAUGCCCUUGUUCUUUUUCAGUGUGUAGCUGCAAAUCCCAGUACAAAAAUGCCGUUCAUUGAGGCUAAACUACCUCUGUAUCUUUACCCCCUUCUAAACAACACAAACAAGGAAAGGCCUCAUCAAUUUAUAAGGCUUGCCAGCUUAAGUGUUAUUGGUGCUCUAGCCAAGAUUGAUGACCCAAAUGUCAUUAACUUCCUUCUAGAAUCUGAAGUAUUUCCUUGUUGCAUACGCUCCAUGGAGGUGGGAGAUGUAUUGUCAAAAACAGUUGCGACUUAUAUUGUUUACAAAAUUUUAAUAAAUGAAGAAGGGUUAAGGUAUUGCUGUACUGUAGCGGAGAGAUUUUUUGCCUUGGUCCGUGUUUUAGGCAGCAUGGUCUUAAAGCUUGCUGAGGAGGGGCAGCUAGCUGAAAACCCCUCCAUACGGCUUCUGAAACACAUAAUUUGGUGUUAUCAUAGGCUCUCAGAAAGUCCAAGGUCAUGCGACGGGUUAAGAUGUCGCCUUCCUGUGAUUUUAAGUGAUGCUGCCUUCAUUGACAUUUUUCGUCUCCAAGCAAGCUGUCCUCACUGCUUAUCUUGCCCUAAUAUGCUCUCCCUGCUGCUAUCUAUACUUGCCAUUUUCGCUCUUCUGAAUCGGGUAACUGUUUUGUCAUGCUGA